Molecule: messenger RNA, 2525 nt
Organism: Cucumis sativus (cucumber)
Lineage: Eukaryota; Viridiplantae; Streptophyta; Magnoliopsida; Cucurbitales; Cucurbitaceae
Product: pentatricopeptide repeat-containing protein At3g53170
Exons: 5
Coding region: 46-1479 (477 amino acids)
Molecular function (GO): mRNA binding; protein binding
Source: RefSeq, a predicted model, not a curated record
GGAUUGGGUUGAUCGGUAGUUCACCGGUUCUCUUGGGAUAUUUCAAUGGAGCUUUGCCUUCACUCUCCCGACGCUACAGUUUUCCGUUGCUUCUCAACUUCCUUUACCUCCAAAGUUAUUUCAAUGGCUUCCGUGAGCUCCACUCCUUAUUUCAUCUCUUCUUCUCAUUCGCGGUCACUUAAGCGGACUUCCACCCAGUCCUCCGACGCACUACAGAGAGAUCCGAAGAAGGGUCUGUCUCGGAUUCUGAGGAGAGAUGCUGCUAUUAAAGCUAUAGAGAGGAAAGCCAACUCCAAGAAAUAUAAUAAUCUUUGGCCCAAAGCUGUUUUGGAGGCUCUCGAUGAAGCUAUUCAGGAGAAUCUAUGGGAAACUGCUCUUAAGAUUUUUGGAUUACUUCGCCAGCAACAAUGGUAUGAACCGAGAUGCCAAACAUACACAAAAUUGUUGAUGCUUCUUGGUAAGUGCAAGCAACCCGAGCAAGCAAGUUUGCUCUUUGAGAUUAUGUUUUCUGAGGGGUUGAAACCUUCUAUUGAUGUUUAUACUGCUCUUGUUAGUGCUUAUGGUCAAAGUGGCCUCCUUCACAAGGCCAUUUCAACAGUCGAUGAAAUGAAAUCGAUUUCUGACUGCAAGCCAGAUGUACAUACAUAUUCAAUUCUCAUUGAUUGUUGCACAAGACUCCGUCGUUUUGAUCUUCUGAAGAAGAUACUGGCUGAUAUGUCCUGUCUGGGGAUCACAUGUAAUACGGUCACUUACAAUACUAUUAUUAAUGGAUUUGGAAAGGCUAAAAUGUUUGAGCAAAUGGAAAGCUUGUUACUUGAAAUGAUUGAAAGUGAUAGCUGCCCUCCAGAUUUGAUUACAUUCAAUACUUUUAUCAGAGCUUACGGAAAUAGUGAGCAGAUUGAGAAGAUGGAGAAGUGGUAUAAGGAAUUUCAGCUGAUGGGAAUCGAGCCAGACAUUUGGACAUACAAUUCUAUGAUCAGCUCAUAUGGGAAAGCUGGAAUGUAUGACAAGAUGAAAUCUGUUUUGAAUUUCAUGGAAAAACGCUUUUUCUCUCCAACAAUUGUUACUAUGAAUACAAUUAUUGAUUCUUUUGGAAGAGCUGGAAAUAUUGAGGAGAUGGAAGAAUACUUCAAAAAUAUGAAAUUUCAGGGAAUGAAGCCUAACUCUGUGACUUACUGUUCCCUCGUAAAUGCAUAUGGUAAAUCUGGUGAUCUUGAGAAAGUUGAUUCGAUUUUGAGGCAAAUAGAAAAUUCUGAUGUGGUACCAGAUACCCCUCUUUUUAACUGCCUUAUCAAUGUGUAUGGCCAGGCUGGUAAUGUGAGAAAAAUGGGAGAGUUGUUCUUGGAAAUGAAAGAGAAUAAAUGUGUGCCUGAUGGUAUUACAUUUGCUACAAUGAUUCGAGCCUUAAAAGCACAAGGCAUGACCGAGGAUGCUCAAAGAUUGGAAAAUAAGUUGAUUGCCACUAACGACGGCGAGUGAAACCUGGCUUGACAAGGACCCAUUACUAAAACGUUUCAGUAGUGUGGAAGAAUGUAGAUCCAUAUGGGGGCAUGGCUUUUCAAGGGACCUAUGUCUUCAUUAGUGCAAGGCAUUCUUCUCAAUUCUUCAGGUUCACUGUAGAUCACAUUUUAUAAAAAAAUGUCUCGUGAUGGGGCAGUGACUAGACUGUAUCUUUCAUUACAAGUAAAGUUUCUUGAUGAAGAAAAUGUGCUCUUGACCAAUGUCCCCACCCACCAUAAGCUUAAUGGGACUACUGUUUCUUCUCAAGGCAACCAACCCUUGGCAACAAACCUUCAUGUAUGGUAUUUUCAGAGCUAAUCUGAAUAUCAGAAUUGAUUUCUGCUAGAGGAGCUCUAGCUCUCUAGCAUAUGGCUUGCAACGCCUGGAAUUGGACUACAGCUCAACUCGAGAUGCUUCUCAUACUGUUAUACCGUGGCCCGUCACAUUACCAUAAUCUUCUUGUAUCUUUCAUUGUGAGUGUUUAACUGUAGCCAGUUGCCCUAUUGCAUGAUCUUCUGGUAUCUUUCACUGUGAUCCUGGUUGUGCUUACCUAAAACUUGUCCAUUGACCUUCUUCCAGCUAUGUUCCCUACUUUACAGCUGCCUAUAAAAGAUAGAGCGAUUUAUAUUCUGGAGGAAAUCUAGGAUUUAUCAGUCUUCUUAUAUGAAAUAAUCCAUCGUUUGCUUGUCAGCUUUCAAACAUCAAAAUAAUGGCUCUUAUCAUGUUGGCAUAUUUUGCUGUUAGUUGCAUUUUGUGUCUUCUAAUUGAAUACAUGUCUUGAUAAGAUUCUUUGUACGACGGAGAUGAAGAAUACAUUAUCUUCUAACCCCAAUACUCGCUUUCGAAGACGAGACAUUCUUUUCUUCCAUGAAGCUUGGAUACUCUCAUUUGAGAAACUUAUGUACUUGUUUUUUGUUCCGUUAACAAGAACGGAAGUGAUUAAAGUUUUUCUCUUAUUUCCAUGUAAUCUAAGAUUGGGCAUAUUUUCAACUUUUCGUUGUGUUAUAUUUUCCUGUUACAUGUAA